Molecule: messenger RNA, 6632 nt
Organism: Homarus americanus (American lobster)
Lineage: Eukaryota; Metazoa; Arthropoda; Malacostraca; Decapoda; Nephropidae
Product: protein furry-like
Exons: 34
Coding region: 40-5337 (1765 amino acids)
Biological process (GO): neuron projection development; cell morphogenesis
Cellular component (GO): cell cortex; site of polarized growth
Source: RefSeq, a predicted model, not a curated record
UACGGAGACAAUGGCCGGGGGUCAGAUCUCCGCCGCGAGAUGGGGUCAGCGGAGGCCACGGAGAUGGUACUCAAUAACCUCUUCUACAUUACUGCCAAGCUAGGAGAAGAUCACCCCAAAGAAGUGGAGGAACUGUGGGCCGCACUGUGUACCUGUUGGCCUAAUAACCUUAAAGUUAUUAUCCGUUACCUGUUCAUCAUUACCGGUAUGGCCGCCACCGAGUUGCUGCCUUAUGCCAAGAGGGUCAUCGUGUACGUGGGUCGAGCCCGGCCAGACCGCCUGGUGGAGGAACUUAUGGCCGAGAUGGGCACAGUGGAGACUCUCAACUGUGUCAUAGAGCGCACUGAGACUCCUCCCUUCUUCAGACUGACAUCGAUGAGGAAGACGUCAUCACACGGCGAGGGCGGAGGCGUCGGGGGUAGUGGAGCGCCCCAGGAACAGACGCCCUCAGAACGCGGAACAAUACACACCAAGAGACACUCGGGGGAUCACCACGACCUCCCCAGGGAAAGAUAUUCGCCUCUUGUGUCGAGGGAACAGCGCAGCGCCCCCGGGUCGCUACGCAGCGUGUCCAGUGUGGGGUCCGGGGUGUCGAGCGUAAUUGCCGUGGACAGUUCGGCGGCCGCCUCGACGGCAGCGACCACGGCCAUCAAUAUCAAGUCUCGACCCAACUCCUCGCUGGCGCCCAAUUCCUUGUCGUCUAAUAUGCAGGAGGACCUGAAUCCAAACCCUGUCGAGGCUGGUAUACCCCAAGAGGAUAAUUUUGCCAUCUUACGAGCCCAGAACAACAACACCAGUGGUGGGGUAACAGCGGCGGGGGGGAGUGCGGCGACGGGAAUAGACGACACCAGCGAGCGUUACGAACCUCCGCAGCCGCACCCGCUACCCAUGCCAGAGUACGGGGGCUACUUCGCACCGCUGACGGAGUACUUACCUGAUAGUUCUCAACCCAUCACUGCAUUUCACAGGUGCAAUCUGGCGGUGAUGUUAAUCUGUGACGUGAUCGUGGCGGGCAUAGACGUCGACUGUCACAGUGUGGACUGGUCGAUCCACGUGCCUCUCAUGCUGCACAUUAUUACCUUGGGUCUUGAUCACUCCCGGCCACUCGUCCACCUACACUGCAAGACGCUGCUGGUUCACUUGCUGACCGUCGUAGCUGACCAUCGCGACCACCUCGGCGUGGCUCGGGUCCUCCUCAACAACAAGACCACGCUGCUAGGUUACGGCCUAAUACCCAACAACAUUUUUACUCACAACAAGAACUUUACCGAGGAGCCCCCAAGCGAUCCCACGCCACCGAUAGUCGCCGCUCCGCCGGGCUUCGAGAACCCGCCCGAACCGACAAGUGACGUGGGGGCGCCGGCCGGGUUGACGGACGACAGCGUUACCAAUCCCGUCAUAAUCACCUCGGAUGACAAUGCUGACACGGUUUCUGGCUCCUCGGCCACUGGGCCAGAACACGUGCCCCAGGAUGAUCUGCAGUAUAGCAUUAUGGCUCUUAUAGACUUUAUUGUUUCCAGUAAGAACCAGCCUCUGUGGCCCUACGAGGACAUCACAUCGAAACAGUUCUCGAUCCGGAGCGCCGAACAGCUCGCCAACUUUGUACGACAUGUUGUCACGGUGUUCAGUCACUCUCUGCCUCACACCCACAUCGAGGAGCGCUGGGCCCAGAUCGCACUCCACUUAGCGCUCUCCUGUUCCUCCAGACACUAUGCCGGCCGCUCCCUUCAGGUGUUCAGGUCGUUACACGUAUCUAUGUCGUCUCGCAUGCUGAGCGACCUUCUGGGACGGUUAGUGGAAACGGUGGCCGAGCAAGGGGAGGACAUGCAGGGCUACGUCACGGAGCUAAUGCUUACCUUGGAGUCUGCUGUUGACGCCUUGGACUCUGACUUCAGGCCGAUCGAGUUUGUCCGGGAGCUAUUCAAAUCCACACCGAACCUGAACAACAAAGACAGGAAGGGCCCUAUAGGGUACGGGAUGAUCGGCCAUUUCUACGGAGCCGGAUACCCACAACCUUCAGCUCCAGUCUCCCCCGGCGGGCACAUUCGCUCCACGUCCUACUCGAUAUCGUACGGUCGAGGGAAGCCGAUGGGGUCGCCAACAGCCGAUAUCAAGGUUCAACCGGAGAUGCGAGGAAGGAGCGGAACAGACGUAGACACACGCAUGAGACAACAACAACAUCAGCUUCAACAGUCUAGUAACUUAUCCCGGUCACGGUCCGCCCAAUCGCUGAAGCAGUUAGCUGACCAGAGUUCAGCCGAUGAUAAAAUGACUGUCCUGGCGCAAUUCUUCUGGAUUGCCGUCUCGAUGUUGGAAUCAGACUACGACUAUGAGUUUAUUUUGGCCAUGAGGCUCUUGGAUAAAGUCCUCGCCCGACUGCCGCUCGAUCGUCCAGACUGCCGAGAUAAGGUGGAGAAGUUACAACAGCAGCUCAAAUGGAAGGAUUUCCCCGGCGUCCACGCUCUACUGCUCAAGGGCUGUACGAGCGCCACCACCUACGAGCCAACCAUUACUCUACUCUCACGCUUCACCCCGCUAAGCGAUCUGAUAGUUGUCGACCCAAGCCAGAGCCGAGCGUUUGCCAUCAACGUCAUAGCCCUACUGCCGUACAUGUUGCAGAACUACGAAGACGCCAACGCCCUCUGUAUACAAGCGUCGGAAAACAUCGCCCAGGUAUGUAACGAGAAAGGUAAAGAACUGGAGAACUUGGCGACGGUCAUGACACUUUACAGCCGCCGUAACUUCAGCAAGGAGAGUUUUCAGUGGACCAAGUGUGUAGUCAAGUACCUGCAUGACUCUUAUGCCCAUCUGUCCCUCAGUCUCAUGGCUUUCCUGGUUGAGGUCUUGGAGAAAGGACCCACGACUGUUCAGAACCCCAUACUAAACAUCCUACACUGUAUGCUUCACUACAUCGACAUGAACACUGCUGCCGCUCAGCUCGUCAACGGCGAUCUGUUGAGGGUCAUCGCUAAGUAUAUUGAGGGGUCACACUGGAAGGAAGCCCUCAGGAUACUGAAGAUGGCCGUGACGCGUUCAUCAUCGCUGGUGGUGCCUCCUGCCUCCUCCCACACCCACUACUGGGACCAUCACGUCUUUGCUGAUAUCGAGUCCCACUUCAAGAAGGAGUUACCUGGACGCACGAUGGAGUUCACCUUCGACGUGAACCAGACGCCCAUUAUUGGCCGCCGGUACCUCAAAGGUUCGGGAAUGAUAGUCCUCCCGAGUCACGCCAGCGCUGGGUCGUCUACCGUCAGUUCUGCCACUAGUGAGAGUCUGCAAGAUCAGGAACAGGACCGGGUGAGCAGCGACAACAACGGAGUGAUGGGAACUGAGCGAGUGGAGACGGCCUCACCCCGCAGGAGCCUCUCGCUCUCUGCGGCUGACACCAGUCACCUCGCUGGCUGGAAGCGCCCGUGGCUGUCUCAGGCUAGAGCUCGGGAAUGCCUGGUUAACCUACUCAACACCUGCGGACAGAGAGUUGGCUUACCCAAAUCACCCUCGCAGGAGGGCAACAUGAGCAAGGUCAUAUUCAGCCAAAGUUCAGAGCUGGAGAGGCAGUCGUCCAUGGCGUCUUCCACAGAGGAGGUGUCUGUGGCCCCGGGCGACACUGCCAACGACCGCACCGCCGACGACAUGACCUCGUCGGAGAAACAGUUCGCCGUCUUUAAGGACUUUGACUUCUUAGAGUAUGAGCUGGAGAGUCAGGGAGAGGAGAGUGUUGACAACUUCAAUCUUUGGGGAGUUCGUCGUCGAUCGCCGAGUAACCUUGGAGAUGGCGACCCUCUGAGCCACAUGGACGACAUCCACGGCUCGGAGCUCACGCCUUCCCACGGCAAGAAACCCACGCCCCCGGCAGAUCACGAGUGGUGGGAAGAGGAAGGAUCCGUGUCCCCCGUCGACGACCCCACGCUGGGCGCUGGGGAGCGGUCGGCGGUGCCCCACACCCGCCACCCGCAGCCGACCGCCACCGCUCACUCCGCCGUGCCGCCAAAACUGACUCUCGACACUACCGCCUCCGUACGCAGACCCACCUCCCCCACGUCAAUGUCCGACCACAGCGAGAGCAGCGACGGGGACCUGGGUGACAUGACGCCCUGCAACGCCUCCCCGAGUAUUGCCGCCAUGUUGUUCCGCCCGAUCCGUCAACCCAACGAUUUAGAGGACACCUGGCGGGCUCACCUCCUCUCUCUGAUGGCCGCCGACGCCCCCAUCCUCCACCCCACCAGGACCUGUACGCUCUUCAACGCCGUCUUCUCCGAGAGUGUGGUCAAGUUUAGUGAGCUGGUGAGUGAGAGCAGCCAGUACUUGGGGGAGAGCGGAGAGAUGAUGCAUAAUUACGGAGCCUUCCUUCACUACCUGGAGCAGGGAGUGGAUGGCCUGGCUCCUCUGAUGUAUGUGUACGUGGACGCCGCGUUGCUCGGAGUCACUCAGCUCACACAGAGGUUCCGCUCGACAUUCAUCGCCCUGCACGAGCAUCUGGACACUUACCUGGACAAGAGGGAGAGUGCCAAUGUGUGUCUGGACGGGAUCAAGUCGACGCUGAAACUCCAACACCUUGGGGAGAGUUUGCCGGAGCUUUGUGCCGACGAGCAGCACAUAGACCUUUGCCGCUGCCUGUACAAGAUACACUUCCAGCUCUCGCUCCUGUACGACACCUACACCAAGCUCCUAAUGGCUCUGAUUCACACGGCUAAAACUGCACAGGCGAGUGACCACAGUGUAGAGUUGAGUACACUGCAGGGCAAACUAGUGGCUGCUGUGGAACAACUGGACUCCACGCCUCCCACAACACCAACGCAAAGCUCACAGUGUCUUCCCCCUGAACGAGAGCUGCCGGAGGGUGAAGAGGGAGAGUGUGAAAGUGUCGGCGGAGAGGAGAGUGAAGGAGGGAGUGCAGGUGAGAUCAGUAUAGGACGCACUGAAGGAGGCUCUCCAGUAAGCUCUUCCUCACUUGGGUCUCAGUCCUUAGAGCUCCCUGUAACACAACCCAACUCUCAACCUGAAGCAGAACUCCAGUUAUUACAACUAGUGGCUGACCAGCGGUGGGUCGGAGCUCUGCAGUUCGUCCGUCAACAUCGUUCUCUCUGGCAUCGUGAGGCGAGCUCUUCCCACACCCACGAUGACAUCACAGUUAUCCUCGACACUUACUGCACAUAUCUCGCUGACAAGAAACCCGGUAUGAUAGCGGUGUGCGGGACAGAGGCCGAGUUGGGGGAGACCAGUUUCCGUCUAACGGAAGCCAACAUGUCGUCUUUAUCGGUCCUCAGAACCAUAGAACAGACGCCCAAACAGAGCCGGGAAUCUCUCGAGUCAGUUAUUCGUAAAACAGAGUGUUAGGUCCAUUCAGCGCUAUGUAAGUUUUAUGUCUAGUUCAAAAUAUUGACCAUAAUACUAAUGCUUAUUAUUGUAACUUGUAAAAUCUCAGUGUGCUUAAAAAUAAAAGGAUUCGUUCUUUCCCAUGACAUGUUAUGUGUUUGUAGUUACAGAAGCACAAUUAUCCCACAUUGUUGGCUCUGUCGGUAAAUUAAGUUGAGCUAUAAAUGUCCAUAAACAGAGGACACAGCCACCAAACAAAACACUUUAAAGUCUUGAGUCUGUUGUGUAUAAUGAAUCUCAGUUGAAACCUUUUAAAGUGAUGUAAGUUUAUGUUGUGAUAUAAAUAAAUGAAAGCUUUACUGAUAAUAGUGACAAAGGCAUAAAUCUCUCUCAUAAAACUAUCAUUAUGCCAGACCUCAAUCUGUUAUGUUAAAGGAAUACUGUACAAGCCAUUUAGCUAAAUUGUAUAAUUUAUCAAAACAUUUACACAAAUUAUGUAAAAAAUACAUAAUUAAGCCACAAUCUGUUUAAGAACACCAUCAGGCUUACUUAACACUGAUACUGUCUCCAUGCAUAAGACUGAUCAUUUGGUUCAGCUCUCAUAACCUAUGAUCAACACCAAAAACUAACUGUUGGGGCAUUAACAACUCCUGGAAUGUGACCGCUCCACGAGGACAAGUGGCUCUGAUGGGUGGGCAGGUUCUGUGUAGACAAGAGGUACAAAGGUACUUACCUCUCUCCUGUGUUUCACUCAAGUGGCUCUGAUGGGUGGGCAGGUUCUGUGUAGACAAGAGGUACAAAGGUACUUACCUCUCUCCUGUGUUUCACUCAAGUGGCUCUGAUGGGUGGGCAGGUUCUGUGUAGACAAGAGGUUCAAAGGUACUUACCUCGCUCCUUCAAGUUGCUGCAAUAUUUUAUAAUUGUUGACUCUUGGUUCUCAUUUGUUGUGGGAGGAAUCACUAUUUUUAUUGUGUUUUAAUCAUUACUUUUAACAGUUCAUUAAACUUAAAGCUGUUCUUUUUAUUUUAUUGGAACUUGUGAAGGAUCCCUUAGACAAGUUUUUUAUUUCAUUCACCAUUGCAGUUGUAAGGAAGCCUAUGGUCAGUUAUAAACCUGUGUCUUGUGCCGCCGGCCCACAAAUUUUAAUCAACCCGGAUGAAAUAAUGUGUCAUAAAGAUGGCUGCUUAUAUGAGGAAAACAUUACCAUUUUGUGAUACUUGGGAUUUAUGCUUUUGUUAAUAUUUAUCAACGGUCAAAGAUUUAAAAAUAAAAUACAAGUUUAAGAUGUGAUGGGUAAAGUGCUCAAUAGAUUACAA